This is a messenger RNA of Carassius auratus (goldfish), 1211 nucleotides long. RefSeq lists its product as uncharacterized. The record is from RefSeq and is a predicted model, not a curated record. Lineage: Eukaryota; Metazoa; Chordata; Actinopteri; Cypriniformes; Cyprinidae. The transcript has 7 exons. Bases 77 to 820 code for a protein of 247 amino acids.
UUGCAAAACAAAAGACUCAGAGGAUUCAGAAGAGGAUUCAGUUUGGUGUUCAAAAGACUCAUGCAGAAGUUUCACCAUGUCCAAAUGCUUGAAUCUUCUUCUUCUGCUGAUGUUUUGUUUCUUCUAUCAAAGCGAAAUCCUGCCAGCAGGAAACCCCUUUAUAUCUGUGUCGGGAAAAAAGAGAGGCAGCGUCACACUCAGAUGUGAACAUGAGGACAGUAAUAUUGUUCACAUUGAUUUAAUCACUCGGUCCGAAAUCAUAUCUGUGUGUGAGACUGAAGAAUGUAGUGGACGAGUGUUUAAAGAAGGAAACUGUGACGUCGUCAUCAAGAAUCUGAUCUUCAGUGACGCUGGGAAAUACACUUUGAGAAUCUAUUACAAUAAUGAUCAGACAGAGCUGAAGUACCAACUUCAUAUUCAUGAUGAGAUUUCUGUGAAAACAGGCGAGGAGCUAAAGAUGUCUGUUCUGGUGUCUGAUGCUGAUAAAGUGAAGACAAACUCUAGUGGAGAGUGGAAGGAGGUUUGGACGAGAGAUCACGGGGUUCAGAGCGACCGAAUGAAUGAUGAUAAUGAUGGAAACCUGACCAUUAAAUCAUUUCUGGACAGUGAUGCAGGAACAUACAGAGUUCUGGACACUGAAGGAGAAAUCUUGAUCACAGUCACAAUCACAGCGGGAGAAAACACAGAUCCCCACCGUUCUGCUCCAGAGCAUUGGAGCUGGGUAGAAAAUGUUCAUUUUGGUUUUGUGAUUAUUGUAUUUUUCACGUAUAUAGUGAUUAUAGCAGUUCAGUUUUUGCUUAUGUUUGCUGGAAUUAUCUGAUGUAAUUACACUUGCUGUUUUAUUAAGAAUAUAUUUGCUAUAAGUUGGAUUGCAACAUUGCUGUUCAUAGUAUUUAUCGUCUUUAAUUGAUUUUUCCAUACAUUUCUGUCAUCAUGACAUUUAACUGUAAUGACUUUAAAUAUUAUAGAAACAUGAAUUUUCUGUAAAGUUGCUUUGCAAUGAUUUAUAAAGUAAAAAGCGCUAUACAAACAAACUUGACUUCAUAAACGACUGAAAUGAGAUGAUUAUGUCAGAAGCUGAUUCUCUGGCGCUGCUAGAUGCUUUGCUGUUUGAUACCGCUGACAAACUAAGCUUGUAAACUAUUUGCUUUGGUUUAUUCUAGUAUUUUGUAUGAGAAGUAGUCAGUAAAAUGAUAUGCAAUUAAAACCAA